Molecule: messenger RNA, 6662 nt
Organism: Diachasmimorpha longicaudata
Lineage: Eukaryota; Metazoa; Arthropoda; Insecta; Hymenoptera; Braconidae
Product: filaggrin-like
Exons: 3
Coding region: 1149-5462 (1437 amino acids)
Biological process (GO): siRNA processing; regulation of regulatory ncRNA processing
Cellular component (GO): nucleus; cytoplasm; RISC-loading complex
Molecular function (GO): siRNA binding; double-stranded RNA binding
Source: RefSeq, a predicted model, not a curated record
GUCGGGAUCUGGACCGCCAACAUCCUUCAAAAGACUCAUGUAUUCAUCAACUUUUUCUUGAUGAUGAGUGAAUUCCUCUUUCAGAGCUUCAAGUUCUUCACCUAGAAUAAAGGAAACAUUAAUUCUUUUUCAUAUGAAGCCUUGGCUCCUCCCUCUUCUCCCCCACCCCACUCUCAAAAAUGGGCAUUCAGGGAGACAAUGAAUUUAGUGUCGAAAUGACAAAUUAUCGUCCUGUGGCGGAAUCUGGUGCCAAAGAUUGUCAUGGAGAUGGGCAGGAGUAGGGAUAAAUGCCGGUACUACCGGCGAGUCAACGAAUCACAGCCGUUUCUCCCUUCCGUAGUCACCCCCACUACGCAUAAUGCCCAAACACAACCGACCCCCACCACUGCCAUCGAGUGUUGGACUGAGAGGGGUCGAAUAUAAACCGAUGUCGUCAGGUUUUCGGUUCAUUGUGAAGUUGAUCGUGGAUCAAGCUUUGUAAUUUGAGCAGUACGCUUUUGGGAAAUAACUCAAUGUCAAGUUCGUUUCAUAUCUUGUGUUUAUAAACGUGAUCGAGUUCCCGGAUAUUCACUAAAUUUACUGGAUUUUCAAUCAAUCUAUUCUGUUCAUUCGGAGUUUAUUUAGUUCGAUUUCGAUUAAACGGUGUUUUAUUCUAAAAUUGAUUGUGGAUCAAGCUUCGUAAGUUGAUAACUGCGCGGUUGGAAAAUAAUUCAGUGUACAGUUGACUUCAUAUUUUGUGUUUAUAAACGUGAUCGAGUGCCUGGACAUUCACUAAAUUUACUGGACUUUCAAUCAAUCUAUUCUGUUCAUUCGGAGUUUAUUUAGUUCGAUUUCGAUUAAACGGUGUUUUAUUCUAAAAUUGAUAGUGGAUCAAGCUUCGUAAGUUGAUAACUGCGCGGUUGGACAAUAAUUCAGUGUACAGUUGACUUUAUAUUUUGUGUUUAUAAACGUGAUCGAGUGCCUGGACAUUCACUAAAUUUACUGGACUUUCAAUCAAUCUAUUCCGUUCAUUCGGAGUUCGUUUAGUUCGAUUUCGAUUAAACGGUGUUAAAAGUGCAUUGUCGUUGUGUCAGUGAAAUUAAAAGCAGUAUUUGGGACUGAAAUAGUGACUUCUGCUGUCUAUUGAAGGACUGGAGAACUUUCCAAGCAUGGAGAGUAAGAAGAUGAAAAUUCUGCAGAACAAGACGCCGGUGCAACUUCUCCAUGAGAAAUUAGCGAGAUGUGGUUCAAGUGCCCGCUACGAGUUGGUGUACGAUUGGACAACAAGGCCCGUGAAUGUCCCGAAAUUCACCUGGGAAAUCAAAGUCGGAGAUCAAACGGCGUUUGGUACGGAUAACAAUAAAAAGAAGGCGAAACAAGAAGCAGCUCGGAAUAUGCUCAUGCAACUAUCCGAUGAUGUUGACAUGUUGACAGCACUUCCAGCAAAUACUGGCGAGAAUAUGCAGAAUCAUAUUGGCAACUUGAGCAUGUUUUGCUCACGAAACGAAUUACCCCAACCGAAGUACGACGAAGACCUUGAGGAUGGUCCAGCUCAUAAACGAAGAUUCUACUGGAAUUGCGUUGUUGGUCAGCAUCGAGAGGUGGGUGUUGCGCAUUCAACGAAAGCAGCUAAGCAGUUGGCAGCCCAGGCAAUGUAUCUCACCCUUGUGGCAUCAAUGAACAACCCCAAUGACGCCGAUGUGCCCGACUACAAACUGAGCACCGAGACAAUGACCUUGUGCAAAAUUGAAAAAUCAGAAAAAUAUGAACCCGAAGAUGCCGAGGAAAUGGAGAUUUCAGGGAACGACAACUAUUCACCAGCCUCUCCAGACCCGGUGGACUAUGCCAUAACCAGUGCAGAUUCCGUACCAAUGAGAUCUCCGGGAAAAAGGGAGAGGACUGAUGACAAUAGCAAUUCUGAAAAUGAAGACUGCGAUAACCUCAAUAACUCUGUAAUCGCAAGGUCCGACGAUUUGCCGGUUGUAAAACGUCGCAGAAGCACGUCAUUUAGUAGUGAUGAGACCUUGGUGAAAUACAAUCCAGGGUUAUCAUCGUUCAACGACAUGAGUAGUCCUGCUUCGCCUGAGGGGUAUGAUCGCGGUGAACACGUAAUAGAUCAAAUGCAUGAGGAAACCCGUCAUCCUGAGGAGUUUGAGGAAUCCAGUCGUCGUCAAGCCUCUGAUGAAGAUAAUCAUCAUCUAGCGUCUGAGGAAUCCCGUCAUCCUGAGGAGUUUGAGGAAUACAGCCGUCGUCAAGCCUCUGAGGACUACAAUCGCCUUCAGCAGUUCGAGCAAUACCAUCGUCUCGAGGCCUCUGGGGACUACAUUCCUCUUCAGGUUUUUGAGGAAUCUCGUCAUCCUGAGAAGUUUGAGGAAUCCUGUCAUUCUGAGGAGUUUGAGGAAUCCCGUCAUUCUGAGGAGUUUGAGGCAUCCCGUCAUUCUGAGGAGUUCGAGGAAUCCCGUCAUCCUGAGGCGUUUGAGGAAUCCCGUCAUCCUGAGGCGUUUGAGGCAUCCCGUCAUCCUGAGGAGUUUGAGGAAUCCCGUCAUCCUGAGGCGUUUGAGGAAUCCCGUCAUCCUGAGGCGUUUGAGGAAUCCCGUCAUCCUGAGGCGUUUGAGGAAUCCCGUCAUCCUGAGGCGUUUGAGGCAUCCCGUCAUCCUGAGGAGCUUGAGGAAUCCCGUCAUCCUGAGGCGUUUGAGGCAUCCCGUCAUUCUGAGGAGUUUGAGGAUUCCCGUCAUUCUGAGGAUUUUGAGGAAUCCCGUCAUUCUGAGGAGUUUGAGGCAUCCCGUCAUUCUGAGGAUUUUGAGGAAUCUCGUCAUCCUGAGGCGUUUGAGGAAUCCCGUCAUCCUGAGGAGUUUGAGGAUUCCCGUCAUCUUGAGGAUUUUGAGGAAUCCCGUCAUUCUGAGGAGUUUGAGGCAUCCCGUCAUUCUGAGGAUUAUGAGGAAUCUCGUCAUUCUGAGGAUUUUGAGGAAUCCCGUCAUCUUGAGGAUUUUGAGGAAUCCCGUCAUUCUGAGGAGUUUGAGGCAUCCCGUCAUUCUGAGGAUUUUGAGGAAUCUCGUCAUUCUGAGGAGUUUGAGGCAUCCCGUCAUUCUGAGGAUUUUGAGGCAUCCCGUCAUUCUGAGGAUUUUGAGGAAUCUCGUCAUCCUGAGGCGUUUGAGGAAUCCCGUCAUCCUGAGGAGUUUGAGGAUUCCCGUCAUCUUGAGGAUUUUGAGGAAUCCCGUCAUUCUGAGGAGUUUGAGGCAUCCCGUCAUUCUGAGGAUUAUGAGGAAUCUCGUCAUUCUGAGGAUUUUGAGGAAUCCCGUCAUCUUGAGGAUUUUGAGGAAUCCCGUCAUUCUGAGGAGUUUGAGGCAUCCCGUCAUUCUGAGGAUUUUGAGGAAUCUCGUCAUUCUGAGGAGUUUGAGGCAUCCCGUCAUUCUGAGGAUUUUGAGGCAUCCCGUCAUUCUGAGGAGUUUGAGGCAUCCCGUCAUUCUGAGGAGUUUGAGGAAUACAGUCGUCAUCAAGCCUCUGAGGAAUCCCGUCACCGUCAGGAGCUUGAGGAAUACAACCGUCGUCAAGCCUUUGAAGAAUUCCGUCAUCGUCAGGAGCUUGAGGAAUACAACCGUCGUCAAGCCGCUGAGGAAUUCCGUCGUCGUCAGGAGCUUGAGGAAUACAACCGUCGUCAAGCCGCUGAGGAAUUCCGUCGUCGUCAGGAGCUUGAGGAAUACAACCGUCGUCAAGCCGCUGAGGACUACAAUCGCCGUCAGCAGUUCGAGCAAUACCGUCAUCUCCAGGCCUCUGGGAACUACAUUACUGUUCAGAUCCCUCAACAGUACAUUCCUCUUCAGGUUCCUGAGGAAAACAGGCGUCAUCAGACCUUUGAGGAGUAUAUGCGUCCUCAGGCUUUUGCGGGGGACUUUGUGUCUGAUAUGUAUCAGAUAUCUCCUGUACCUGGGCUCCCUCAAGGGGUUGUUCGUAUCCAGCGAUACUAUCCUCGUAAAGAAGAAUCUGAGACUAUACGAGUGAUUGACUACGCCCAGCGUGUCGAAGCUGCUAGAAUGCAGGCACAUGCGAGUAAUUAUUCCUGGAUGGCUGGAAGGCCUUACGAUCCGAGAGCUCCUGAAAACAUUUCUAACAUCAAUAUUCAAGGACCUGAAAUUCAACCUAAUCUACAGCACAACAUUCCAAUGGGAUAUUUCAAUUGUUCUACUCCACAUCCUAUCCAAGUUGCUGCUGAUUCAUCCACUCAUCCAGCCUUCGGAUCAUAUCGGGGGCAAGGAAACAUGAUAUAUGCACACUCUUUUGGUGAUUUUCAACGAUACCACGAGGGUAAAUAUCUUGAUCAUACAAUCCAUAUAGAUGAUGAUAGAAGCACAGCUACAACUUCUCCAGCGCCGAUAAGUAACAAUGAUGAGGAUGGCACUGAAGCUAGCAAUUUAUCCAGCAUGGACGUGAGAUCAGUUACUUCUGAAAACAUGGAGCAGUCGUCAGAAUCUUCUACGAUAUUAGAAGAGACUGAUUUGUCGUUUGAUUCCAGGUCUGAUGUCAAUUUUAGAGAACAUUUCGCAGAGGAUAUGGAGUGCGGAGCAGAUGACAUAUCAGCCGAUACCGAAUCCGAUUCAGAGCUUUCGGUAGACGCGUUAUCUGAGGAUGACGACGAAGUAUUGGAUCGACCUGGGGAUGACAAGGCGAUUUAUGAAAGAGGACGGUUAAUAGUGAAAACAGGUAAUUGGGUGUUUGAAUUUGAGGACAUAUAUGAUGAGGACAAGGGACACUUUUUAUUAUAUUUAAUUUGUGCUCGUGAUCGUGAUGAUUUGGAAGGCGAGUAUCGUGAUGAAACGAUUGAUGAGAGAAGUUUGUCGUCUGAAAAUGACGAGGAAAUGAGUGAAAUUUCUUCAAGUUCGAGUGAGGAUGAAGGGGAGAGGAGUAGUGAUUAUUCAGAGAUGGGAAGUGAUUAUUCGGAGAUGGGAAGUGAUGGUUCAGAGAUGGAAAGUAAUGGUUCAGAGAUGGAAAGUAAUGGUUCAGAGAUGGAAAGUGAUAAUUCAGAGAUGGAAAGUGAUGAUUCAGAGGUGGGAAGUGAUGAUUUAGAAGUGGGAAGUGAUGACACUGAAUCGGUAGAUGAUGAACAGAUUAGUCUGGAGAACAACGAGCCAGGUGAUAGGAAAAUCUCUGAGUUUUAUUAUUCGGUUCUGGCGAAGCAUGGAGUAGACUUGAAACCAACAAUUUGUAAACAUGUUAUUUCUUUGCUUCAUCUAAUGAUGGCAAAGAAUAUCACUAAGAAACCAGAGGUUGCUGUGAGGGCGAUGAAAUCUUUGAGACACAUUCUUGCAAUCAUUGAUCUCCAUUUAGCGGCCGUAAUGGUGAAAAAAUGGGAUGGAGAGUAUCUUGUUGUUGCCCACAUUGAUUCCAUGUCUCGUAUUAUUGAGAUGAAGAGGCACCGCAAUGUACAUGUGGCUAUUAGAGAUGUCCUUUUCAACGUUCUCAUUAGGCUUAAUGCAUUAUUACGAUAAUUUUUCGAUGAAUUUCUAGUUCAUUGUAGAGAGAAGUGAUACAAGUCUUGGUAUUGAUUUUCAAUUGAGUUAGGGGGAAAUUAAUAGCCCAAUGUCGAAAAGAUAGACGAAGAUUACUCAGCAAAUUGGUUGACGAGAGAAUUGACUUGAAUAUUUUUUUUUAUUUAACUGUUCACACUUUAUUUGCUCAGGGGAUGGACAGGAUCAUUAGACAUAUCAUUAAGGAUUGGUAGAUUAUUGGAGGGCGACUAGCAAUCUUGCGAAUUUGUAAGGGGAGGCAUUAAAAACGGUGAAAAAUGGAGAGAAUUUUAUAAUUAAUUUGAAAGAAAUGUACUACAGGUGUUAUGGAAUUUCAAUGAUAAUCGAAUAUUGUCGUGUAUUUGAAGGAUUAAGUUUUUGUGUUAAGUAUAAGAUCUAGUUUUUCAUAAUGUAAAUGUAAAUAAUAAACACCUGUAAAUAAUAAACACCUGUAAAUAAUAAACAUCUAUAUUACCCGAUUUGAAUUGAUUUAUUGUAAAGAUAAAAAGUGGAAGGGAACCUGCAGUAGGUUGUUUCAGGGGAUUUCCCUGCUGCCAAAUGUCAUUUAUACAGAUUUAUUUAUUAUGAAUUGAACAAUGCUCAUACUCAAUUUUUAUUACAAUAACAUCUUUCCUUCCUUCCGCAUUUAUGAUUAUAGCACAUGAAGAUGUGAUUACAAGAUACAGAUUGUAAAAUUCUAAAAACUUCAUUCAUAGCAUUAUUUAAAUUAAAUUUCGGAAGGUAUUGGCAUUUUUAAUAAAUAUUUCUUCUUAUAAACAAAUAAUAAAAUUUCUAUUUUAGAAGGUAAAUUAUCUUUGACGAAGUGCCAAAAAAUUGCACGAUUUUGUAUGUCUAAUAAUGGAAAAUUCGGAUUCCAAUUUUUGACUACAGCGAAAAUUUCAAUUUUUCCAUAAGACGCUGUGGCAAGAUCUGAUGUAAAACUUUUUUUGGGAAAUUAAGAAGCAUUUAUUAAAUUUAAGAAAAAAUCGCGAUUUAAUUGUGAUCGAGUUGUCUGAAAAUUUAUUGUAGUUUUCCAUAUUUUUUGAAGUUCACUGAAAGAGUAGGGCUAUUUUAGAAAAUCUAUUGAGAACAUGUGUUUACAAUGAACAUAAAAAUUCAGUGAACUGGCAGCAUUAAUCGGACUCCUUGUAAUAUGUUCAAUAAAAGUUACAUUUACUUUGA